Cebus imitator (Panamanian white-faced capuchin) is the source of this 354-nucleotide messenger RNA. Its product is annotated as thrombospondin-type laminin G domain and EAR repeat-containing protein-like. Bases 1 to 354 code for a protein of 117 amino acids. The record is from RefSeq and is a predicted model, not a curated record. Lineage: Eukaryota; Metazoa; Chordata; Mammalia; Primates; Cebidae. The transcript has 4 exons. Gene Ontology annotation, biological process: signal transduction.
AUGGCUAGGAACGAGUACCUGCUGACCGUGGUGGCCGAGGACAGCGACCUGCUGCUGCUCGGCCUGCGCUUCUCGCCCUCCCAGCUGCACUUCCUGUUCCUCAGCGAGGACGUGGCCGGUGCCUGGCAGACCCGCGUGUCCUUCCGCAGCCCGGCCCUGGGGGACGGCCGCUGGCACACGCUGGUCCUGGCUGUGACCGCAGGCGUCUUCUCCCUCACCACGGACUGCGGCCUCCCGCUGGACAUAAUGGCCGAUGUGCCCUUCCCAGCCACCCUAUCGGUGAGAGGAGCUCGGUUCUUCAUCGGCAGCCGGAGGAGAGCCAAAGGCCUAUUCACGGCGAUAACCAUCACGUAG